This is a messenger RNA of Cuculus canorus (common cuckoo), 2845 nucleotides long. It is a transcript of the gene SGCE, whose product is annotated as sarcoglycan epsilon. The record is from RefSeq and is a predicted model, not a curated record. The coding region runs from base 82 to 1572 and encodes 496 amino acids. Gene Ontology annotation, cellular component: membrane; sarcoglycan complex. The transcript has 13 exons. NCBI's taxonomy places the organism in Eukaryota, Metazoa, Chordata, Aves, Cuculiformes, Cuculidae.
CCCCAACAUGGCAGCCUCCCGUCAUGCCCCGCGGCGCUGCCUGGCGACCGUGACGGGGCGGGGCGGGUGGUGGCGCUGAGGAUGCGGCGGCGGCGGCGGGAGGAGACGGCGGAGCACCGAGGAGCGAUGCUGUGCCGCCCGGCGGGGCCGUGUCCACGCGGCGGGGGCGCCCUCGCCACCCUCCUGCUCACAGCUUUUUUGUUAAGCUCUGCUGAUGGCAAUAAUGGAACAGUUAACUGGACGACUAAGCGAGCCCACAGUUAUAUUAUCAGCAGAAAAAAGGCUGUUGAGAAGAAUGUGUACACGAUUCUGUCUAAGGUGCACUCUGAUCGGAAUGUAUACCCUUCUGCUGGAGUUCUUUUUGUUCAUGUUUUGGAGAGAGAGUACUUUAAGGGGGAGUUUCCUCCUUACCCAAAGCCUGGUGAAAUAAGUAAUGAUCCUAUAACAUUUAAUACCAAUUUAAUGGGUUACCCUGACAGACCUGGAUGGCUACGCUACAUACAAAGGACUCCAUACAGUGAUGGAGUGUUGUAUGGCUCACCAACUGUAGAGAAUGUGGGCAAGCCAACCAUCAUUGAGAUCACUGCAUAUAACAGGCGUACCUUUGAGACAGCAAGACAUAAUUUGGUCAUUAAUAUCAUGUCAGCAGAAGAUUUUCCUUUACCGUAUCAAGCGGAGUUCUUCAUAAGGAAUAUGAACGUAGAAGAAAUGUUAGCAAGUGAAGUUCUUGGUGACUUUCUUGGAGCAGUGAAAAAUGUGUGGCAGCCAGAACGCUUGAACGCUAUAAACAUUACUUCGGCCCUUGACAGGGGCGGGCGAGUUCCACUUCCUAUUAAUGACAUGAAAGAGGGUGUCUAUGUUAUGGUUGGGGCAGAUGUUCCAUUCUCUUCAUGUUUACGAGAAGUGGAAAACCCACAAAAUCAGCUGAGAUGCAGUCAAGAAAUGGAGCCUGUAAUAACCUGCGAUAAAAAAUUUCGUACUCAAUUCCAUAUUGACUGGUGUAAAAUCUCUCUGGUUGACAAUACAAAACAAGUUUCCACCUUUCAGGAAGUGAUUCGUGGAGAGGGGAUCUUACCUGAUGGUGGAGAAUACAAGCCACCUUCUGAUACGCUGAAAAGCAGAGACUAUUACUCGGAUUUCCUAAUUACACUGGCCGUGCCCUCGGCAAUAGCACUGGUGCUUUUUCUAAUACUUGCCUAUAUCAUGUGCUGCCGACGGGAAGGAGUGGAAAAGAGAAACAUGCAAACACCAGACAUCCAGCUGGUCCACCACAGUGCCAUACAGAAAUCAACCAAAGAGCUGCGUGACAUGUCUAAAAAUAGAGAGAUAGCGUGGCCUCUUUCAACGCUUCCCGUGUUUCACCCUGUUACUGGUGAGAUUGUGCCACCCCUUCACACAGACAGCUACGACAACACCAGCAUGCCGCUGAUGCAAACGCAGCAGAACCUGCCACAUCAGACUCAGAUCCCACAGCAGCAGAGUGCAGGAGAAUUUCGUAUGACAACAUUUCAAAGAUUUGAGGUAAAUGGUAUCCCUGAGGAAAGAAAACUAACAGAAGCAAUGAAUUUGUAAUCAAAGAAAGCAGCCAAUUGUCUUAUUUCUGGAUUUAUUCCGAUCUACGCAUGGGUUUUUCUGGUGUAUGUUGUGCAUGCCCACAGUCCUACGGUGAUUUCAGUGCCAGAGAAUCACACCCACGUAACUCAUGUACCGUAGCCUUUUGUACUUCGAACAUUUUUGAGAAUUUGUAAACACUGAUAACUUUUUAUAUUUGUUACAUUCAGAAAAUAAUCUUUCAAAUAUAUGUAUUAAUAAAUAGCAAACUUUAUUCCAUCUUGGGAUCUGAAAGUUUUAACAGGGAAAUCAAAACUUCAAAAUGAGCACUAGGUUUAAAGGCUUCUGCUCACUGGGCUGGUACCACUGCCUCGCCUUUGCACAUGAAAAGCAGUAUUGUAUAGGCAUGAAAACUCGUGCAAGAGGAUGAGGCUCAGAAAUUCCAGAUUUAUUAGGCAUUAAUUUUGUAGAGAUUAUAAAAAUAUAAUGAGCAAGUUUAUUUUUGAAAAAAACAAAACCACAAAAGCCUGAAACUAUUCCUGUUGAAAAUGGGUCUUCUGUUCUUUUAUCAGAUAUUUAACCUAUUUGACAGCUUGUAAGCAAUAAAACAUUUAAAAUCUAUCCAUUCAUUCAGCUGGUUAUAUUAGAAGAAACUGUUACAAACUAUUGGAGGCAGAAAGGACUGUCUGCAAGUAAGCAGGCAUAAAUUUUGUUAUGGUCCACAUGGACUGACUUUGAACUCCUUAAAAAUACGCUUUAAAUUUUUAUUUUGUGAUAUUCCUGAUGCCCUGAUAGAGUUUGUUUUUUAUAUCCUCCACAUUCUUUGUUCUAGUUGGAGCAAAAAAAGUUGUGGGAGAACUAUAAUAAACUAAGGAUUAUUUUUUAGCAUCUUAAAGAGGAGUUGAUGAAAUACCUGCCUUUCCAGGAGGGGGCUGCUUGGAGGCAUUUGUGCAGCCGAAAGCUUAAUAAUAUGGACUUUUUAAAAGGAACUGCAUCGAGGUUUCCUUAAUUUUCAAUAAGCGAGAAUUUAUCUCCUGAUGUCAUUUUGCAUAUUUUAAAUGAAUUUUUCUGGUGCUUCUUUAAACCCUCAAGUACAGUGUAACAGGUGAUUCCGGGGUCUCCAGCUGGGUCAGCUCACACCAACAGUUCUUGGGAUUUUAUCUCAAAGACUGCUGGAAGCUGACACAUAGGCUUUGUCUUUUUUCUGUACUAUUUUCUCUUCCCAAAGCUGGAUGUUCACCGGGGCAUCGCGAGAAACCUGAGCCUGCUUUAAAAUUGCUAAAUGCACAUUUUC